AACGACAAAGCCAGAGUCAUAUGGGAGGGCGUGGUUUCAGUCGGCUGCUUUCUUUUUUGUGUCUUGAGGUUAUUUACAUUGUAGAUUUGACUGUCUUUCUCGUAGUCAAGUAGUCAUAUAUACUGGUGAGGAGUGACAAUUGAAAAAUGUCGUGGAGAUUUAAAGCUUCCAAAUACAAGAAUGCUGCCCCAAAGGUGCCCAAGCCUGAUGAGUGGGUCAGAGACCUCAACAUUGGUUCCUACCAGAUCAAUGGACAGGUUAUCAAGGCCUCAGCAUCAUUCAUGGCCUUCAACGCUGAUGUAGCAGGGAGCAACUUGUAUGUCAUUCCACUCAACGACACAGGGAGAAAGCCCAAAAACUAUCCACUCCUUCAUGCUCAUUCCGAUUUAGUCACUGAUUUGGAUUUCUCUCCUUUCGACGAUGGUUUGUUGGCUACAGGGUCCCAAGAUUCCAUGGUCAAAUUGUGGAGCAUUCCAGAGUGUGGAUUGUCAGAGACUCUGACGACGCCCGAGUGUCAGCUGACUCGCGUCCAUCAGCGUCGAAUAGAAAACGUCUUGUUCCAUCCCGUCGCUGAUUUUCUGCUCUCCACUUCGUCGGGAAAUGCCAUGACCUUGUGGGACAUUCACAAGCAACAAGAGCUCAUGACUUUGAACAACGAAGAGGAAGUCUUUCAAAGUCUGUCGUGGAAGGCGGACGGCAGCGUGUUGGCGACCACUUCCAAAGAUAAGAAAGUUCGUAUUUGGGACCCUAGAGCUAAUUCGGUUACCCAUUCGGCCGAUAGUCAUUCCAGUAACCGCGAAUCUGUAACCACCUGGCUCGGGGCUUCUAAUCGUAUUCUCACUUCCGGUUUCGAUUCGAGCCGUCAACGUCAAGUCUUUGUUCGUGAUGUGCGCAACUUUUCUCAAGUGGAAUUCUCUCUAGUCUUUGAUAGCUCAACUGGGCUGUUACUCCCACUCUUUGAUGCCGAUACUCAAAUGCUAUUCCUGGCCGGCAAAGGCGACAACACGAUCGGUUUCCACGAGGUGAACGAACGUGAUCCCAUCCUCACCGAAGGUUUGAGGCACACGGGUCAGCAAAGCAAAGGUGCUUGUCUAGUCCCUAAACGAGCGCUGCGAGUCAUGGAAGGCGAAGCCAACCGCGUCCUGCAGCUGACAGCCAACGCUGUCGUUCCCAUAUCAUAUAUUGUCCCACGAAAGUCGUACCGAGAAUUUCACGCCGAUCUGUUUCCAGAAACAGCUGGCUCGGAAGCUCCCAUCUACGCUAGUCAAUGGAUGACUGGAACCAACGCCACGGUCGAGAAAAUUCUCCUGGAUCCAAGCCGUUGGCAAGGGAAAAAUCUCCACAUCAUCCGAGGUCCUUUGAGCGAGCGCAAAGAGGAAGUCAAAGUGGUCAAGACAGUGCCUACACCCAAACCGCGAAAAACCGUGUCCGACGAGAGCAGUUUAACAUCCAACAACAUCAUGGCCAAACCUUUCGUGGCCCCCAAACCGACGCCGAGAUUCAACGAGGGGACGACAGAGAAUCAAAGCAGCCCUCGACCCGUGGCCGUCAGACGCUCGUCUUCGCUGCGCACCGGCCCGUCUGCCACGGUCGAGGAGAAGGAAAACAACACCAACGGCAACCUGACGGACAUGAGUGCCAAAAGGCGAAGUGAUAGCGACCGCACAGUCAACCAGGCCAAGAAUGGAGAAGAGGAUGACGUGUUCAAGGUUCCGACGACAGCUCAACGCCGGCAGAUGUUCCAGGACCGCAUCAAUUCCGUUCAGGAGACGUCGUCCGGCACUAGCGUCGUGGACAGCAGCUCGUCCAACACCGUCGCCGCUUCGCCGCUCCCCAAACGAGCCACUCGCAUUUUCGGUCGAGUGGCCAAAUUCCGGCACCUCCACGGCACGGUCAUGCCGCGCAAUACUCACCUGGAAAACUUCCGCGGCCUUGACAACGCUCUGCCCACCGAGUGCAACGGCUUCCACGGUAAUCCGGAACGUGUGGCCGUUCCGCUCAACGGUCCAGGCGGUCGCAUCGCUAUUUUGGAACUGAAGAAAGGCGGUCGCCUACCCGACGGCCCCCUGGCAGCCUUUUUCAAUACGUGCAAAGUGCUGGAUUUUGCCUGGGAUCCUUUCAACAACCGUCGCCUGGCCGUCGCUUGCGACGACGGACGGAUUCGCCUUUGGGAAGUGAAUGGUGACGGAGACGCCGGAAUUCUGAUGGAAUCGUCCAACGAGCCGGCCAAAAUGCUGGAAGUGGCCCAGAACACGGACCGGAUUACCAUCGUCGUUUUCCAUCCGCUGGCCAACGACGUGAUGGCUUCCGUUUCUGCCGACUACGUCAUCCGCGUCUGGGACAUUCAGACCGGAUCCGUCACUAUCCAACUGGAUCCCCAUCCCGACCAGGUUUUCGGAGUGGCGUGGAGUCCGUGCGGAUCGUAUAUCGCCUCGGUGUGCAAGGAUGGCAAGGUGCGCAUAUUCGAGCCCCGUGCCGGCCGGACGGCCAUUCGUCAAGGUGCCGGACCCAAUGGCGUCAAAGGCGCUCGUGUUACCUGGGCCCUGGACGGCAAAUUUCUCUUGGUCUCCGGUUUUGACAAGUCGUCGCAGCGACUUUUGUACGUUUUCCGCUCGACGGAUCUAAGCGCUUCGCUGAAUACGCUCAACCUGGACGUCUCGCCCACUCUACUCAUUCCGUAUUACGACGAGGACAGCGCCACACUCUUCCUGACCGGAAAGGGAGACACCACAAUUCAUUGUCACGAAGUGUCGGAAGAUCAUCCGCACCUUUUCCCGCUGAGCCACCACAAAUGUUCGACAGCCCUUCAGGGAUUGGCUUUGAUGCCAAAACACGUCUGUCAAGUGAAAGAUGUCGAAUUUGCCCGUUUCAGCACGUUGACAUCCAAUUCGAUCGAGCCUCUGUCUUUCACAGUUCCCCGUGUCAAGAACGAUUAUUUCCAGGAUGAUUUGUUUCCGCCCACCAAAGUGCUGUGGGAGCCGACGAUGACGGCCAGCCAGUGGUUUGGCGGCGCCAACCUUCCACCAAAGCGGAUGGAUCUCAAGCCAAACGACAUGGAAACGCUUUCCAGUUUGAAGGCUCAGUCGACGACGCCAUCAGCCACGACGGCUCCUCCCAUCGUCGAGCCGAUCGUAUCGGUGACCAACGGCGGCGGAGGCAUCGGCGGCGGCUUCUUAUCCGCUGUCAGCGCGCGCAAAGAGCGUGAAAAAGGAGCCCAGCUGGAAGCGGCCAUCAGUUCUCAACUGGAGGUGAAUCUGACGCUAGAGCAGGACGAAAUGGUCGGAGUCGACGAAUCGGAAUGGGAUAAUUAACGAACCAUUCCAACAGCUGGAUGGCUUGCGGGGAUCAACCGGAAAUAAAAAAGGAAAAAAACAAUUGAAUGGCUUCUCUUCUUCUUCUUCUUAGACUUUCAGCGUCAUAAUCAUAUCCAAUGGAAACGUAAAAUUAAUUAAAAAUCAUAAUAAUAAUUUUCCCAUUUUUUUCUUUUUCUUUUGUGUCCCUAAACCCAAAACUCUUUAAUUUGUUUUCUCGACGUCUUUAUUUUCGUCUUUAAUCAGUUUUUGAGUGUUUGUGAUCGUUGCUCUCCCCUUAUCAGAUAAAUUGAGCUUUCUUCGUG
Molecule: messenger RNA, 3616 nt
Organism: Daphnia pulicaria
Lineage: Eukaryota; Metazoa; Arthropoda; Branchiopoda; Diplostraca; Daphniidae
Gene: pod1
Product: coronin-7-like
Exons: 24
Coding region: 147-3311 (1054 amino acids)
Molecular function (GO): protein binding
Source: RefSeq, a predicted model, not a curated record